GUGGAAAUUUACCUCACCACAACAAGGCAACUGUAACAGACCAUCUGUUGAGAUAUGGUUUCAUGGAUGCAUAUUCUGUGUGGUGGGCACGUGGUGAAACCUUAAGUAACAAUGUUGAUCCAUGGUUAGCUACAAGUGAUGUGGCAUCCUCAAGUAAUAUUCAGGAACAUGUUAAUAUUGAGGAACAUGUUAAUGCUGAGGAUGAUAUCCAUCACAUGGUUUAUGAUGCAUUCUGUCCAUCUGAAAACGAUCACCCUGAAAAUGUUGGGGAUGCGCCAAAUAGACAUGCACAAUCUUUUUAUGACUUGUUGCAUGCUUCAACCAUCCCACUUGGACCAUCAUCUAAUAAUCAAACAUUGCUUGGAUGGUUAUCAUAUAUGCUGCACUGCAAAGCCAAAAACAACAUAACUGGUGUUGGUUACAAUGACAUCAUUCAGGGCUGUAGGCAAUUGUUAAGUCCAGAAGAUCAGCAAAAAUAUGGUGAUGAGGCAAAGUCACUUACUGCUUGUCCAGUUUGUGGUGAACCUAGGUAUAAAAAAUGCAACUCGGUUCAAACUCAAAAAAAGGGUAGGCCCAGGAAUUCUUUGUGGUAUCUACCUAUUAUUCCACACCUACAGAGGCUGUACAUGUCUCGUAAAACUGCUGAGCAUAUGACAUGGCACUUUAAAUGUCGUGUUGACUCGGAAAUCCUCAUUCAUCCUGCUCAGUCUACUGCUUGGAAGCACUUUGAUGUCGUUCAUCCUUCAUUUGCAUCCGAUCCGCGAAAUGUCCGUCUUGGUCUUGCAACAGAUGGGUUUAACCUGUGGAGUCAUUCUUCGAGGUCAUAUUCCUGUUGGCCUGUUUUCAUUGUUGUUUACAAUCUUCCUCCUGAGAUGUGCAUGCGACCUGAGUUUACAUUCCUUACACUCAUUAUUUCUGGACCAAAAAGUCCAGGAAAAAACAUUGAUGUUUUCCUCCGUCCACUUAUUGAUGACCUGAAACGGUUAUGGUUGUCGGGGGUAGAAACAUUUGACAGCUUCCAUAAACAGAACUUCACAAUGCGAGCCAUGCUUAUGUGGACCAUAACAAAUUUCCCCGGCUAUGGUAUGGUUUCUGGAUGGAGCACGCAUGGUCGUCUGUCUUGUACACAUUGCAUGGAAAUGACUCGUGCUUUUUACUUGCAGCAUGGUCGCAAGAUCUGCUUCUUUGACUGUCAUCGGCAGUUUCUUCCUGCAUCACACUCGUACAGAAUGGAUGCAUCUCAAUUCCUUAAGGGCCAGCUAGAAUUUGGGCCCCCUCCUCCACGAUUAGAUGGUCAUUUCGUUCGACUUCGAGUUGCUGCACUACCUGAUGUUUUAUUUGGAAAUCCAUCAGUAAACCAAACUAUUCCCGGGUUCGGUGAAACACACAAUUGGGUCAAACGGAGUAUUUUCUGGGAACUCUCAUACUGGGGGGAUAACCUGAUCAGACACAAUCUUGAUGUCAUGCACUGUGAGAAGAAUUUUUUUGAUAAAAUCAUACACACAGUCAUGAAUGACUCGUCCUCAAAAGACAAUGUUAAAUCAAGAAUGGACUUACCAUUGUACUGUGAUAGGGAAGAACUACACUUGUACUAUGACAGUUUUGGGCCGCUUUGCAUGCCAAAUGCAAGUUAUGCACUGGACACGGAUAAAAAAAGAUGUCUAUGUACAUGGCUCAAAAAUGUGCGAUUUCCAGAUGGGUUUGCAUCUAAUAUCGCACGUUGUGUGAACUUAGCUGAGCUACGCUUAGUUGGAUUGAAGAGUCACGAUUGCCACAUAUUCAUGCAGCGCCUCAUUCCAAUUGCUUUCUGUGGCUUGAUGUCUGGUGGGCCCAUCAACUCCGCGCAUAGUCGCAGCACAUCAGGGAGACGAGGACGUCACAACUCUGUAGAUCUUGCAUGUGACGUUACCCCAGUAUUGGACGUGGGCCAUACUCGGUCUAUUAGUCCACAAGGUUCCAUUCAUGCAGCAGCCUCAUCCCAUAAUGAGAAGCAGAAGGGAAGAGGUCCGAACAAACCAAAAAGGGCUGCAAGAAGAGCAGAUGAAAGACCAUUUAUACAAAUUUCGCAUAAAGGCACCUUCUUGGAUGUUGAAGUCCCCAGAUUGAUUACGACCCUAUGGAAGAGGGUUUAUGAUGGUGAUUACUUCACCUAUGACUUGUUCCCAGAACAGAAAAGGCUGCAAGUGUGGGAGUUGUUUAAGACACAUUAUCAAUGGGGUUUAGAGGAUGAGGAUGCAGUCCGAAAGGCGUUCUUAAGAUCAAUGAAGGAAGGAUGGGGCGAUAAUAUGAAGGAUGAACGGGAUAAGUGGCGUGCAAACGGUGAGUAUAGGCCGGUAUGGGUGCCUGAGCACCUAUGGCCUACAUUAUGCGCUUAUUGGAAUUCUGCUGAGUUUCACAAUCUUAGCGAGAGAGGGAAGAAAAACCGAGCAUCUGGGGAACGAGUUACACACACUACAAGAUCAGUAAGUUUUGAUGUACAUGAAGAACGGAUGGUAAACCAAAGCUGCUGGGGGGGUAAGGCCAGCACACCAAGAGCUAUACAAAGGAAACACAUACUUUACGAAAAGGUGUCUCCCAAGGACAAGAAGCUCCAUGGUGUGGCGACAAACAUAAGACUCGGCAUGAUACAUACGUCAAUGAGUGCUCUGCUACAUAUGGCUCGGACUCAGCAUCAUGGCCACCUCGGGACAAUGACGCUUAGGCAACUGCUGUUGGGGGAUGCCACAGCAAUUUCAUGCCAGGAAUUGGUUCACAGGGAGGCAAUGCAAAUGAUGCGAGACGAAAUAGGGCAAGUCAAAGAGCAACGAGAAGCAAUGCAACGGAUGCUGGAAGACAUGGGGAGGAUGCAGGCAUCUCUAUCACAGCAAUUUGCUGCUUUUAGUGCCUACGGGAUGCGCCCGCCUACUGCUACCCCAUCAUUGCCUCACACUGGGCAAGCAUUUCUUCCUGUAGGGACAUCAUUCCCUACUGCUGGGCCAUCGUUUCAUGCUAGUGGGCCAUCAUUUCCUCAUGCAAUGCCAAUGCAAAUGCCAAGAGAACCUGCAUUCCCUAUGGGCCAAAUGGGGAGACAAUCAGGAUCUCCAGGUACAUCUUCAGCCAAUCCCCCACAAGAUGAUUAUGGUUACCAGCCGAGAUUUGAUGCAGAUUACCAAGGUCCAUUUGGGCCGGAAUGAUCAGUGUGCAUGAGAUUGCGAACACAAAACUUGGCAUGUUCUUGAUACUUGAGGAAAAUACUUUUAGUUUCUGGGUUUGUGAUUUGAACUUGUUAGGACGUGUGUAUAUGUCAGUUGGAAUUGAAUGGUUUGUGGUAAUAUUAACUGUAUUAUUAUGACUUGCAAGUUUAGAAUAUGUAAAUAGUCAUAUUAAAUGUUGCACGUGGUA
Rubroshorea leprosula is the source of this 3381-nucleotide messenger RNA. Lineage: Eukaryota; Viridiplantae; Streptophyta; Magnoliopsida; Malvales; Dipterocarpaceae. The record is from the annotation of a GenBank genome assembly.